Messenger RNA from Aspergillus alliaceus, 1519 nucleotides. RefSeq lists its product as uncharacterized. Gene Ontology annotation, biological process: actin cortical patch localization; actin filament bundle assembly. The record is from RefSeq and is a predicted model, not a curated record. Gene Ontology annotation, cellular component: actin cortical patch. Gene Ontology annotation, molecular function: phosphatidylinositol binding; actin filament binding. The transcript is spliced from 3 exons. The coding region runs from base 265 to 1365 and encodes 366 amino acids. NCBI's taxonomy places the organism in Eukaryota, Fungi, Ascomycota, Eurotiomycetes, Eurotiales, Aspergillaceae.
UUUAGCUCGGUAUCUUGGCGGCAUAAGCACUAAACCUCAACGGUCCCGAGAUGGGGAAUUCCCGAAGCCAAGAUUGCUGAAGGACCAAUGGCGCGAUCGUGGCUAUGGCGCCUAUUCAGAAUCAGACAUUGCACGCGAGGGAGCCUUAACCCCUGAUUCUGCCUUGUUGAUGGUUCACACCCUUCGUUUUACAAUGUCUGUCGCGGACUAUCCCGGAUCUUUGGAGUUGAUUCAUGACACAGUCUUCACAGGCAUACAUCCGACAUGCCUCGAGGGAUACACAACCCGCUGCCUGCUUCUUUGCGCAGCGAGUGCGAAAAAGCAUGUCAGAUCCUUGAAUCCUUCGUGAAUGCACGAAACUUCGGCAACCCUGGGAAAGAGCUCCCAGCUAAAGUGCUUGCCAAUGCCAAGGGACUGGCAAUAUGCACAGUAGCCAAAGCCGGAAUGCUUGGAUCCGCCCGGUUCGGGUCCGGGCUCGUGAUCGCACGGUUGGACAACGGCAGCUGGUCUGGCCCGUCCGCGAUUUCGCUGGCCGGAGUCGGAUUCGGCGGCCAAUUCGGAUUCGAAUUGACCGAUUUCGUCUUUAUUCUCGAUGAUGCCGCGCUUCGCUCCUUCUUGCGAAUGGGGAGUUUAACCUUAGGCGCAAACAUUUCGAUCGCCUUUGGGCCCGUGGGCAGAAAUGCCGAAUUCGCUGGGAAUGCUAAUUUGGAUGGAGUCGCGAUGAUGUACGCGUAUUCGAAGACCAAAGGGUUAUUCGGAGGGGUCAGCGUGGAAGGGGGUCUGUUGGUGGAACGAAGGUCCGCAAAUAAAAAGCUCUAUAACUGCAAGGCCACUGCGAGUCAGUUGCUCAGUGGGGAGAUCCCCCCGCCAGCCGAGGCUGCGUCCCUUCUGCGCAUCUUAGAGUCACCCAGAUUCCAGGGGGAGGCCACGAUGGCCCCUUCAGAACCAAAUACUCCAAAUACACGAAGUCUGGGGACAGAUCCUCAGGGGUUGGAGUUGCAUACAGGAGCUGAACAUCAGCCACCGGUGGAAUUGCCCCCGGAUGGAGGGCAGCCAAAUUCUCGUCAUUUCCCGGCCGAGCUGCAUGCUGAAUCAAGUGUCUCACUGCCCGCAGAACUACCAGUGGAAACAAUCAUACAUGUGCCCGAUGAACCGACGGUGACGCACACCACUGGAGAAGAGGAUAGACCCCAAAACCACACCCCACCACCGGCUGAAAUAAAGCAAAAGCCGCAUGCUGCAUUGUUUUCUGAGUCAAUCCCUUCGGAAUCGCAGACGGAACCCAGAGCAGACACGUCUGAAAAAGCGAAAAGCGCACCUGCCGUUGAAGCGACUGCUCGUGACGCGCCCUUACAGAAUGUCUAAGUCACUAUUGGGGCGAGUAGGAAAUUGCAUGGGGCGCCUAUUAUACCGACCUACUGGCAUAGAAAUCAAGGAAUUGGGAAUUCAUCAAGAUAAAAUGGAUAUAUAAUGAUAAAUAAUAAAUAAUGAUUCCCUUCAAAAGUAGCUUGAUCUUAAU